CAGCUUCCGAGUGUAACAAAUGGCAGGUUUCUUCAAUCUAGGUGAACGAGAAGAAGACAAAGAGGAGAACCUGAAUUUGUACAGAAGCCAGGAGAUGUGCAACAAAGGGUUCGAGAUAUGGCCAACGCAGCAUAAUAAUUCGUACCAACACCAAAACGUGAUCGCUCGAAGACCUACCGGCUUCAAUCUCUAUGACGAGUCGUCUUCCAGAGCUGUAGGGUUCACGGAUGUGAGAGAAGGAGGCAGCUGCUGCCAAGAUUGUGGAAACCAAGCUAAGAAAGACUGUUCCCAUUUGAGAUGCAGGACUUGUUGCAGAAGCCGAGGGUUUCACUGCCAAACUCACGUUAAGAGUACUUGGGUUCCUGCCGGUAAAAGGCGAGACCAGCAACAACAACAGCAGCAGUUUCGAGGAGAGAAUCAAGGGUUGGAACUGUUUCAGUUCCCUCCAGAAGUGAGCUCUCCAGCGGAUUUCCGUUGCGUGAAACUAAACGCCAUGGAAGAUAUAGAUGAUGACCAAUACGCUUACCAAACCGCUGUGAACAUCGGCGGGCAUGUAUUCAAGGGGAUUCUUUACGAUCAAGGCCCUGAAACUCGUGGCGGUGAAAGCUCUCAGGCUCAGCAACUCAAUCCUGAAACAAGAAUGCUUGAUCCUUUCAUUUCUGGCACGCAGUUCUUCCCACCAGAAAGUCCAUGAUUUACAGGCACGCAUGUAUGUACGUAUGU
This is a messenger RNA of Hibiscus syriacus, 723 nucleotides long. Its product is annotated as protein SHI RELATED SEQUENCE 5-like. NCBI's taxonomy places the organism in Eukaryota, Viridiplantae, Streptophyta, Magnoliopsida, Malvales, Malvaceae. Bases 20 to 694 code for a protein of 224 amino acids. Gene Ontology annotation, molecular function: DNA-binding transcription factor activity; DNA binding. Gene Ontology annotation, cellular component: nucleus. Gene Ontology annotation, biological process: positive regulation of DNA-templated transcription. The record is from RefSeq and is a predicted model, not a curated record. The transcript has 2 exons.